Molecule: messenger RNA, 1948 nt
Organism: Dimorphilus gyrociliatus
Lineage: Eukaryota; Metazoa; Annelida; Polychaeta; Dinophilidae
Source: the annotation of a GenBank genome assembly
AUAUUGAACUAAGACUCAAGUCACGUGACAAAUGUAGCAGAAGUCACUAAAAUUGAUUGUACGAAUAUUUCACUUGUUAAAGUUAUUUCUACUUAGAAAAGUAAAUAGUGAGAGCUAGAGUAUUUUUUCAUGUCUAUAAUUUAAACUUGCAAUUAAACCGAUGGUAGAUAGAGUAUUUAUCCAUUAUACUUUUUGUUUUUCGUUGGGUUCAUCAUUCUCGUUACAACUUAAUCUUAUCUAUUAUUAUAAAAGGUGCAGAGAUCACGUUUUGAAUCAUUCCGACUUCAACAUGCAAGCAAAGAGCAGUUACGAAGAUAUUAUGGAAUUUGCGGGACCCAUUAAGGAUGGGAUCUUUGAAUUUAUUCAAAGCUUAGAGAACUUCUUAAGUCCUUUCGAUCGCUGGAAGAUUUUGUUUGUGAGCGCUUUUGUUACUUACUACGUAGUCCAAUUUUUAAAUAUGCAGUCAGAUGGGAUUUAUAAUGGGCUAAAAAAUUUCGUUUUCAAGUGGUAUCGUAGAUUGCCCAUUAUCAAAGGUAUUGUCCAGAAGAAACUAAAGAAAACUUACGAUGAUAUGGAACAUUCGAUAAACAAAACUUGCGCUAACGUUCCAUACUUGAUGGAGUUGCCUGAUAAAAAAAUGACGCAUGAGCAAGUAAUCAAUUUGGCGAAAAAAUAUCGAAAUAUGGGUAAUGUAGAAUGGAAUAGUGGUCGAUGUUCUGGAACUGUAUAUAGUGGUGAAGAGGAUUUGACUAAACUUGCAACUGAAAUAUACGGUAUGUUUGCAUGGUCCAAUCCGCUUCAUGCUGAUGUAUUCCCUGACGUUCGUAAGAUGGAAGCAGAGGUGGUGAGAAUGUGUUGUAACUUGUUCAAUGGAUCGAAAGAAUCUUGCGGAACAAUGACCAGCGGUGGAACUGAAAGUAUUAUGUUGGCUUGUAAAGUAUACAGAGAUUUAGCAUACGAGAGAGGAAUUCAAAAACCAGAGAUCUUAUGCGCUGUCUCAGCUCAUGCUGCAUUUGAUAAAUCAGCUGAAUAUUUCCGAAUGAAAAUUGUCCACGUCCCUGUGGACAAAUCGGGCGCAGUAGAUAUUGGCAAAAUGAGACAAAAAAUUAAUCGUAAUACUUGCAUGCUUGUUGGAUCUGCUCCCAGUUUUCCUCAUGGAAUUAUCGAUCCCAUGAUAGAGAUAGCAAAGCUUGGAAAAAGAUAUAAUAUACCAGUUCACACCGAUUGCUGUUUGGGUGGUUUCAUUGUACCAUUCAUGGAUAAGGCUGGUUAUCCUAUUCGUCCCUUUGAUUUCCGACUUGAUGGCGUUACAAGUAUAUCCGCCGAUACACACAAAUAUGGUUAUGCUCCUAAGGGAUCUUCUGUCAUACUGUAUAAGGAGAAAAAAUACCUUAGAAAGCAAAUAUUUUCUGCAGUCGAUUGGCCUGGCGGCAUAUACGCUUCUCCAACGUUCGCUGGCUCUAGGGCCGGUGCUAUUAUAGCAGCUUGUUGGGCAACAAUGCUCUACAUGGGAGAGAAAGGAUACGUUGAGUCAACAAAAGCUAUUUUGGAUUGUAGAGCUGAUAUGGAGAAGAAAUUAAGAAAAAUAAAAGGAAUUUAUGUAAUUGGAAAACCUGAAGCGACUGUCAUAGCUAUUGCCUCAGACGAUUUCAACAUUUACCGACUGUCUGAUGCUAUGACUAAACUAGGCUGGAACUUGAAUGCUUUACAAUACCCAUCAAGUAUUCAUAUUUGCUUAACCCUAACACAUACAAAACAAGGAGUAGUGGACAAAUUUAUUAAAGAUAUAAACCAGUCUGUCAGCGAAAUAUUAAAAAAUCCCAAAGAAGAAUUGAAUGGAAUGGCCGCCAUGUAUGGAGCUGCUCAAAGUGUUCCAGAUAGAGGAUUAAUAGGAGAAGUUGCUACAUCUUUCAUUGAAGCUUGUUAUAAUACCAAUGCAACAAAAUAA